Molecule: messenger RNA, 1164 nt
Organism: Benincasa hispida (wax gourd)
Lineage: Eukaryota; Viridiplantae; Streptophyta; Magnoliopsida; Cucurbitales; Cucurbitaceae
Source: RefSeq, a predicted model, not a curated record
CCUAUUUGAGCAAAACCCCCGAGGCCACUGAUAUUUCUCCCACAAAUCAAACCCCAUCAAUGGCGACGAGUACCGCUGAGGAGAGGGCGGCGGCGAAGGUGGAAGGGGCGGACCUUCUCGGGCAACCAACCUUCACAGAGCUCGAUAAUGGUCGCUUCCGGUGCGUCGAGACUGGCCACGAGGUCCUUGCCAAGGAUAAGGACUCUUAUUCUCGGACCAAGCGCUGCCGUCUCGGCCUCAUCGAUUUCGCUUUGUCCCAUCGGAAAGCUCCUCUCAAUAUGUUCGAGCAGGACCCUCUCUCUCGUUCGAAGCUAAAAUGCAAACUGACUGGUGAUACCAUCAACAAAACAGAGGAACAUAUAUGGAAGCACAUUAAUGGAAAACGUUUCCUCAACAAAUUAGAGCAAAAGGAGUUAGAGAAAGUCUCGAUGGCUAAAUCAGGAGAGCAGCAAGGCAAGAAGAAGGCUGCCAAGGCUUUUAAGCCAAGUAAAGAAAAUUCAAAGAAGAAGAAGAAGGAACAGGAGGAGACUAUUUCCGAAGCCCAGAAAUGCAAUGGGGAGAGCGACCCAGAGGAUGCCUUCUGGAUGCCUCCAAUAGGGCAGCGCUGGGAUAAUGAUGAUGGAGGAGACCGAUGGGGUUCAGGAUCAGAUUCAGAGCAUGAAGGUGAUAAAAUCAUUGCAAUGGAUGACGAGGAUAUAGAUAAACACGGUGAAAACAAGUCAGAUGAAGAUAAACAUGGUGAAAACGAGUCAGAUGAAUUGUCUAAGCGGACCAAAAGAAUGUCCAUAGAGAUUGGACCCAGCAGUUUUGCUUCAAGAAAGAAAAAGAGUAAGAAAAGCUCUACGUGAACAAUAUUUCUUCAAGCAUCCCCAAUAAUCCAACUAUAUCCAGGUUGCUUAGGCAUGCACGAAUGCCUCUGCUCGCCAUAUCUCGUAUGCUGCAUCUUUCAUUGGCGCCGAAUUUUCCAGCUUUAGCUUCUGCUUAUUUAACCACCUUGUGUUUUAUCUUCUUCCUUAAAGUUUGUGCUCUUCUUAGCUUUAGCCUGAUUUGCUUGAUACCUUUCUAUAUAGCCAAUUGAAUCUUUAUUGAGCAGGCUUCUGUUUUGUCCUCUUGGUCCUCCUUUUGUAUCUUAGAUAUAUAGAUUGGUACAUAAUAUUCCUCACU